UUCGUUGAUUCUGCUUUGUGACCUGUUCUUCCUGUCCUAACCUGUCUCUCUUUGUUUGUGGCGACAUUGUCGUCUUUAAAAUCCAAACAAAAAAACCGCAGUGUUUGAAUAGAAGGGAACUGUGUGGUUUUAUUCAGAUUUUACUACCGGAGGGGAAGCAGUGUGGUCACGGCACCUGUCCUCUGUCUUUCUUUGUUGUUUUGUCUUAAUACUGUUCUGCUAUGUUGUUUAUUUAGUCCUUAACUCAUCUUAUAAUUCAUUUCAUGUUAUUUAUAAAGCACCAAACCACAACUAGCAAACUGCAGAAGUGAUGCUAGGUCACUUUUCAUAGGGAGCAUGUUAAUGUGGUGCAGGGGUGUCCUAAGUGUUUCGUAUCGGCCAGGGGUAUAUUCUCCAAUGACUAGUUUAGUCCAAACAGUAUAAAAUCCUCAACUCGAAUUUUCUGGGAAACGUACUGUGGUAGUUUUAUAGCUUGUCGAUCAGAGUCUGUGAUUGGACGAGAGCGGUCAGAUGGCUGGCUCAGCGGUUGUUAGCAGUCGAGACCGACCAGCAUCCAGGGCCAGCUUCAUCACUGAGAUACAGGGCAUGAUGUUUGCUCUGGGAGAUGCCCGUAGACCCUUGCAUGAAACAGCAGCCCUGGUGGAGGACAUUGUCCAUACACAGCUCAUCACCAUGCUCCAUCAGGCCAGCGAGGGGGCGACGCUACGUGGGUCAAGAGUCAUCGCAGUGGAGGACAUCCUGUUCCUGAUGAGGAGAGACAAGAGAAAGGUGUCCCGGCUAUUGAAGUACCUCCAGUUCAGAGAUUACAAAUCCAAACUUCUUAAGACGCUGGAGGACGACGACACACAGCAGGACGCAGGCUCUGUCGCCGGGGGCAACCAGCGGAGGCAGCGCUUGGCGCAGGACUACCUGGUGUGGCUGGACCACACGGGCGAGCUUCUGUCGCUGACUGACAGACAGGAAAUGGACCCCGUCAAACAAGAGAGGCUGGAGCGUAUAGAGCGGAACACUCGAGCAAUGGACCAGGCGCAGUACUCUGAAUUCUGUGAGAGUCGACAGCUCAGCUUUGCCAAGAAAGCGUCCAAGUUUCGGGACUGGCUGGACUGCAGCAGCCUGGAGCUGAAACCAAACAGUGUUGCCAUGGAGAUCCUGGCCUACCUGGCCUAUGAGACCGUCGCUCAGAUUGUGGACCUGUCUCUGCUGGUGAAGCAGGAAAUGGUGGCAAAGACCAAUCCUGUCAGUCAUGUGAUCUCUGCCAGCCACAUCCACUACAACACACACACCGAGGUCAAGAAGGAAACAGACUCCCCUGAAGCCACACCCCCCUCCACUCCAGGCUCCUCCCACUCUUCCAAGCCCCUCCUCCAAGGUAAUGGCAGUCUGGAUGGUCGAGCACGGCAGCGGAAACGCAAGAAGAGCUGCCCGGCCUCAGUGGAACCUCCCAGCGGAGCCAUCCAGCCUUGUCACAUUCGAGAGGCCAUCAGAAGAUACCACUACAGACACACGAGUGCCUACAGGAGGAGUGGGAUGGUCUUCCUCGUCUGCUGAUGCUUCGACUGAAGACUCACUUCCACUCAUUGGAGUUAAGAGUUAGUUAGUUCUUACAACAGGUAGCAUUGCUCAAAUAAACUUCAUUGGUCACUAACACGGAGACAUUGUCAUUAACUGGGUACUUCAGAGCGCUGUUAGCUUUGGCAUCUCUCGCCAUGACUAUCUUUCCGAAUCGACUUCUCACUCUCGCUCCAUCUGACGCCCCACGUCUUCCCGCAACACCUAAAAAACAAACAUGGUUGAUUCGAAUUGCUUUCUUUU
Molecule: messenger RNA, 1812 nt
Organism: Dunckerocampus dactyliophorus (ringed pipefish)
Lineage: Eukaryota; Metazoa; Chordata; Actinopteri; Syngnathiformes; Syngnathidae
Gene: supt3h
Product: SPT3 homolog, SAGA and STAGA complex component
Exons: 12
Coding region: 511-1548 (345 amino acids)
Biological process (GO): transcription by RNA polymerase II
Molecular function (GO): protein heterodimerization activity; transcription coactivator activity
Source: RefSeq, a predicted model, not a curated record